AUGAGUAUGCCACUAUGGGAGAGGCCAAGUUCAGGGCCAUGUUCCAGGCUGCUGUGGACGACCUUCCUGACAAUAAGAGGCUGAAGGACUUCCUUGUAGACAACUUUGACACAUACUUCAACAAACUGUGGAGAAAUGUCCAAGGCAUCACCUCAGCACAUGACACAGUGCCAGGCUCUAUCGAACGCCGCUACAACCUGCGGGCCGCCGACGGGUUACGAUCGGCGCUGUCGUGGGUGGGAACGUUACCCCAGGCCGAGCAGAUGCCACACUACCUGAACCUGUUCCAAAGAUGGUUUCCAUCAGCUGAAGGUUCCGAUGCCCUGCUGGACAACAUCAUUUCCUCCAAGAAGGAUGACCUUGACUGUUUGGUGACCUUGACACAACUGUUGAACCUCAACAAGCAGGCAGUAGCACUGCAGAAAGUUGCUGCAGCAUUCUUCAGGAGAUUGGAGCAGGCAUAUGCCAACUGCCUGCAGGGAGACACACAGGAGCAAGCAGCAGAAUUGAGGGAGAUUGUUCUCAGGUUCCUUACUGUGCUCAACAUACAAAGGGACCCUGCAGUCAAGUGGGAGAACACUGCAUAUGAAGACCUUGUGGCAGCUUUUGUCUCCCUGUAUGUGGACCUGAGUCUACUGGUGACAAGAACACAACUCGGCACUGAGUCCGUUGUCAAUGUGUCACAGUCCAUAGGAAACUGCAUACUUGUAUGGCUUGGCCACUCCCCAGCUCACAUCCUGGAUGUACUUGUGCAGUUGGAGGCUGACAGUGGGAGAGAUGGGGCUAUCCUCACACCUAUCUACAGGAGAUUUCUGCACACUGCCCCCUCACCCUUGACUCACCAGUCUUACAUUAGAUACAUGUGUGCUGUGUGCAAAGCCAGGGAAGUCAUCCCGAAAAACUCACUCACAUGGAAGACAUUACAGAAGGCAGCCCUCAGUACACCAGCGCCUCCUAGCUUCCUGUCCUGGUUGCGCAGGUGCAGUACUGACCUGAUGGACCAGGUGCCAAACACUCCCAAGUGGAGCAGCUCACAUGUCACUCAGUUCAUCAUCCAGGAGGCAAGCCAGAACUUCCGAGAGGAGCUUCUUGAUCUUUUGACCGAAGGUCUUGAGCAGUCUGAGAGUGUUGAGCAACCAGAGGUCAAAGUUCAGGCAGAGAAAGAGACUAGGCUUGGUGGUGACACAGACCUGUUCUUUGUGGACACAACAAAGGAUGGGGACACAGCAGUACAGAUGGGAACAGAUGAAGUGGACCACAGUGGGAAGGAGACCCAGCUCCUGGGGCAGAUCCACUCUCUGCUGGGGGGGAUCAACGUAGGGCAGGACAUGCCUGAGGAGAAGGAGGGCAGUGAAGAUUCAGAUGUGGAGGAAGUAGAGUUCCAGGUGCCAAAAAGUAAAGCAAAGAGAAAGGAGGAAGUUGCAGAGAUCGUGGCUCACUCCCUGCAGACCUACAGGAAGCACAGUGUCAGGAGCAGAGCUCAAGAGGAGAGGGACAGCACCUCCGGUCCAUGGGCUAUCAAGAGCCCCAUCUCUCCUCUACAGGGGAGGGCAGCAAGAGCAGCAGCAAGAGCAGCACAGAAGGACAGCAUGGACAGCACAGAGGAACAGACAGUAGAUGUAGAGAACAGCAAACUGGGGGCCAGUGAAGACAGCAUGUCAGCCACAGUAGGAGAAAGUGUUUCUGAACAAGAAAUGGAAGUUGUCAAGAUCACCUCUCUUGACAAAGGAAGUGGCAGAAAACUUGUUAAGCAUGGAACAGACAUUCAAAAGUCUGUAGAAAAGCCACAUAAGAAGGGUAAGAAAGAAAAGAAGAAAGGCAAGAAGAGUAAGGAGGGAGGUGGCAAGGAACAGGAUAAGCUUGAGAGAAGUUUUGAAGACAUUAAAUGUCUGGAAGGAGAGAGCUAUGACUCCAGCCAGGAGAGUGUUGAAAUGAUGGCAUUCAAGGCGACUGCGUCCGAGUUGCUUCAAGACGUGGAGAAGUUUAUGAACACCACCAAGGAGGGAGAACAGGAACUGCAGGUGGACAUCAACAAAGAGGGAAGUAAAACAGACACGUCUGAAGGUAUCAAAGAAGUUUCAAGUGCAGAAAAUGUUGAAAAUAAAGAAAACUGCCAAGAAGCUGAGAUCACACUUAGUGAGGAGAGCCAAGUUAAAAAGGGCACUGAAUCAGCAGUAGUGGAAUGUGAUGCUGACUCUGGCAAACAGUCAGAUGCUGAUGAUGAAGAAGGAUUCCAGUCACAGGGUAUAAGUCACAAUGAGGGGUCUCCCACUGUAGAAGAGCAGGGGCUUGUAGAUAUACAGGAUGGGUCUGUUCCUGACUCCCAGUCCGAUCCUGAUGAUAGCGUUACUCCAAGUAUCCUGAAGUUGCAUCAUAAACUAGGCACUCCAGCAAAACCUAAUUUGGACCAAUCUGACAUCAUGCCAUUGGUAGUUGAAGCAAAUGGAAGUAAUACUGGUGAAGAAGUAGAACAGGAACUAGAUGAAGAAGUUGUUGCAGAGGCACCUACAGCUAACAUCACAGAGAUGGGGGAAACCCAGAUGGAAAGCAUCUUCAAGACCCCUUUGUCACCAGCUAGAGGAAAGCCUUCCCCUGCAAGAGCUAACCUCUCUCCCUCAAAGGCGUCCCCUGUGAAGACUACAAGGUUGGUGUCGUCGCCGGCAACCCGUAGACGGUGGCUGUCAACAGAUGAGGAGCUCCACGAGCUGGCGGCAGAAGUGACGGAGAAAAUAGCCGAGGAAAACAGUGAAGAUGACGUGAAGAGCCUCGCUCCAGUUACCCCUCCCUCGAAGUCGUCAGACAAGCGGCGGCGCUCCACACUGGGCCAGAGUUACGGCAAGUACAUCGAGAAGCAAACUUUCCCCGAUGUUAUCAUGGAAGGAGCAGAUGCUGGUGACGUAGUUUCUGACCAGACAGAGAAAAGUGAAACUCCUGCAGAUGGGACUUUAACUAGCCAAGAUUCACCUGAGGAGCACCCAACAGCAAAAGAUCCGGACACUUCAAAGGUAGACGAGUUGUUGUCAGAGAGUGUGUGUUCUGAUGAAGGCGAGGAGUCUUCCAAGACAGUGACGUCUUCAGGAAUGAGUGCCAAGGAAACCAAGGAGAGGGAACCAACCCCCAUGGUGAAACGAGAACGCCGCAAAACCUCCCAGCAGCAAACAUUGCAGCCCGUCGGAGAAGAGCCCAAUAGCGAGGCGGCUCCAGAUUCUAGCGAUAGCUCCCUGUCUUCUAACAACAGGAGGAAAAGUCUGCGCAGAAGGAAGCUAGAGUUGAACAACAAAAAAGAAGCUGAGAAAAGUAGUCAAAAAGAGUUGGAGACGCAAAGUGAGAAGUUGUCAGAGGAAACUGUUGCACAGUCAGAGGAGUCAGAGCUGGACACAGAAGACAAAGGAAGUCAGGAAACGUCAACAUCUACAACAGAUGUGACACCAAACACAGAAACAGCAGUUGUGGAGAGAGGGGAAGAGGAGGCUGAUGUUGCAAUGGCACAAUCCAGUGACAUGAGCUCAGAACAACUGACAAAAAGUGCAGGCAAGAAGCAAAGCAAAGUGUUACGGAUGGUUAAGUCAUCGCCAACUCCAAAGAGAAACAAGGGAGAGGAAGACAGGAUCAAGUUGGUCUCUCCCCAAGGUAGUCCUGAGUUACAGUUUUCAACCAGUGGAGCCAUCAUGGUUAGGGUGAGCAGCGAUUCUCCUGACCACAAACCCGUGGUCGUGCAGUCGCCAAGUGGUGAACUCAUCAUAAAGGCGUACAAUCCUAAAGUGGUGGUGGCCCCAGAUCUUACUGGUAAUGCCAAGAGGCUUGACUUUGAAGGCACUGCUGAUAAAGAUAAAGGACAACCUGCUGAAGGGACGGGCAGCAAGAGAGAUGCAUCCUCGGCCGGCUUGGACGUUCCCAAGGGAAGGAUGGUCCUCAGAACCAGAUCUAAGUCACCCAUCCCUUCAGACUCUAGCUCGCUGACAUCUGUGUCAUCCAUGUCUGAUAGCGGGACCAGGAGGAAGAGCAGGAGGAGUUUAAGGAAACUUGAGAUGGAACCUGUGGUCCAGGAAGAAGACAACGAUGACAAUGAGCAAAAACCUAUUGAUACAACCCUUCCAAGUACCUCUGGCACACGUUCCAGAAGAAGCAAGGUACCCAGGGUUAUGUUAGAGGACAUAGGCUCCCAACACACUGACUCAGAUCUUAGCGUUAGCUCACAGAGCAGUAGUAGUAGAAGGAGAAGCAAGGCUGCUGGCAUUGCGGCCGAUCUCGACGUCUCUGACAGCCAGGCAACCAGAAGAAGCAUAAGAAAGAGAGCAACAGGAAGAGACAAGGAAUCUCCACCGAAGAAGGUGAAGACAACUGGUGACGGAGAAGGAGAUGUUGAGAAGAUGAAGACAGAGAUGGAGAGUGGUCCAGAGCUCAUUGUCUUAGACAGUUCCCAGGAGAAUCCACCUGAAGCGGGGGGUGACAACAAGCCAGCAACAAGGAGCAGGGUUAAAAGAGAAUCAGAGAGCACGACAGUUUCUGAAGUGUGGUCUGAUGUAGACAUGUUUAGUCUGUCCCCACCUCACACCAGACGGGGCAACAGAUUGAAGGCUGUGCAUGAAACCUUGUCCAACGCCUCUAGUAUGUCGGACAUGAGCGCUGUAGACUCGGAACAGGAAGGCAGCAUCAGCGCACGGACUCGCAGCUCCCGCAAAAGGAGAUCAGAGCAUGCUGGGAAACUCGCCAGGUCUGCGGUGAUGACAGAGAUGGAAGCAAAGAAGAGGCUAAGCAUGCUUUAAAAGUACCCCGUUGUAUCGAUGUCAGGACCUGGUGAUUCAGGAAUUAACAUCUUCAUAUUCAAAACUCAUUUUCUAUGAAAUUGAUCACAAUCUUACAUCAAUCAUGGUUUUGAAAUCUUCUCCUUACCACUACUUCUUGAUCCUUCAUGGUCUGACUAGCAAGACACUACAGUCUGACUGUUCAGACUUUCUGUAUUGUAAGUUUUGUGAAGCAUCAUUAGAUAAUCUGUUCUGACAUACAAAAACACUGUAGUUGCAUUUUCACAGUUGUCAAAAGGCUUCUGCAUGCAUGAUAUAGUGACUGCUAUAGAAUUACUGUGAAAUGUAUAUUCUUAAUGUGGAAAUACAAGUAUGCUAGUAUUAAGGAUAUGUUUCAUAUGAAGCCAAGUGGACCAAUAGCUCUGAAUACUCUGAAUACAUAAGAAAAGUGAAACGCUAGAUCUUUUUCUAGAAUCUCUAUGUAACAUAGAGCACAGCAAAGACAGGUGCCAAAGUGACCAUUUGAUCAAACUUUUGUGGUAAUUUGUCCUCCAAGAAGAUUAACUGGGAAGAGUCCAAUAGUUUUGUUAUACUUUUUCACUACAGUUAAGAGUUUUUGUUAAUUGUUGAAACAUUUAUUGCAACAACUUGCCAGAAGUAUGUAGAGGUUACAGUUGUAAGAAAGAAGUUAGUUAAGACAACAGUAUGUUCGAUUGUAUGAUCAAAGAAAGAAAAAAUAGCCCGUUGUACUGGUAUGUGUACUUUGGAUGGCGCGAGGAUGUUGCAAUUGCAAAUGUCUCUGAUAUUUGAUGAGGCCAGAGAUACUACACAUUCUAAAAGAAGUAAUUUGCCUACUUAUAAGUCUUUGACACAGUGUAUUGUGAUGAUAAAGAUUGAAGAAUGGUUAUUGCAAUGUGUAAGAAAACAAAUCCUAUUUUUUCCAAUACAGAGAAAAAUAAUAGUUUCAACCAUACUGAUUACAUGGAUGACAUCCCAUGCACAACACAAAACUGACGUGCAAGCGUGCAAAGAAAAAAGACUUACAUUAUGAUCCUAAUCUUUUUUUUUUGAAACAGACAACAAUUGAUGCAUAUGUACAUUGUAGAUGUCAUCCAUGUAGUGAGGUCAGUGUGGCCUUACAGAGAAAUAAUGAAGUCACCUGUGUUUUUUUAGGUUGAAUACAAAAAUUGAAUGAAGCGUAUGAAGAAGGUGGUCUUGAAAAAAGUAACAAAUUAAGUUGUAGACAAUCCACUUCAUCUUACUGUACCAAGCUUUGACAGAAAAUGAUCCAGUUAUUGGAAGGAACCCUUCUGUUCGCUUGAGCAUUAUCAGUGUUCUAUGAUAAUGAUGAUACUGAAAUUGCUGAAUAUACUAGUAUGAAACCAGUCUAUAACGUUGAGAACUGUAACAUAGAAUGUACCAGUUAUCAAUUUGUUGUGACUUAAAAAGUUGAACCUCCCCUCCUUGUUCACACCAUACAGACUGAUGUUUUCAGUAAGGAUGACCCUCAUGGUUCAGGUUUUUUUACUGGUAACGUUAGUCUGUUAGUUUGGGACAUCACACAGAAAAUGAGUAAUAAAGUUGCAUUAACAGCACUG
Molecule: messenger RNA, 6343 nt
Organism: Branchiostoma floridae (Florida lancelet)
Lineage: Eukaryota; Metazoa; Chordata; Leptocardii; Amphioxiformes; Branchiostomatidae
Source: RefSeq, a predicted model, not a curated record